AUGGACGCCGACGCGCCCACGGAGGCGCCGGACGAGCGCAAGCCAUUCUGCCUCGAGACUAGCGACGACGUGGCCAUGGAGAUGCUCGCCGACGUCAUCGACCACGUCGGCGUCAUCUCGCAAACAACGGCACUCACCGCCGCAGUUCUGCGCAGUGUGAGCCAGCGCCUUGUGCAAGAGGUGUUUGACAUCCAAGCCAUGAUCACCAUCGCCAGCUCGGCGAGCUUUGACGCGUGUGCUGACGUCCCCGUGUCCACGGUCGUCCACGCAGCGACAGAUACCGCGCCAUUGGUCCACGCCAUUCAGCGAACGCUCUCCUACUGCCAGCAAAACCCGACCAGUGUCCGGAAGAUUGUUGCCACCGUGAGCAUCGACGGCGACGGGCACGUCUGCGGCGACGUCGAGUUUGCCUCCGUGCUAGGGUCGCUCCCACUUUUCUUGUCCCCAGCCGAGGUGACCUUCAUGGCCGCGCACGCCCACGGCCAAUCGAUCACGGCGCCAGAACUGACCAAGGUGUGCGCAAAAGCACUCAAGGCCGCCGAGAAACAGGUCAAAAGCGCGGUGCGCACGAGCAGCUUUGUGCCAACUGUCGCUUUUGCGUGCCCAAUGGAACCGAAGAGCUACCCCAUGGACGUACACACGCCGCACGAGGUACCCGCGCGGCCGCAGCCGCCACCCGUGUCACCCGAUAACAACAAACAGUCGACAGUCCGCGGCACGUUUGUUGGUCGUGGCGGACGCAUCACGAUCGCAGCAGGGAUCGUCUCCAACAAGCUGAAUUUGGAGGACGUCGAGAUCAAGCUCGACGCGACGCGGGACGACCGCGCCUCUGACAGCACGACGUUUUCCAACAUCUUUUCGCUCGGCACGCCGCGGCAGCUGUCGCCCCGAGAGCUCGCCCGCCGACGGGACAUUCUCGCGUACCUCGAAGCCGUUGAAGCGACGCGCCAGCACGACGAGCUCGUGGCCAAACGCAAGAAGGAGCUCCUUGAACGACCGCACCACGACGGUGACGGCGGCCACAUCUCGGCGGCAGCCCCGCCAUUGCGCAAUUUGCCGCUGCAUUUGACAUUGGACCUUCCGUACAACAUUGCAACCCCAGAAGCCGCGCCGCCCGAGGUCCACCGGUCGCCGUCGAUCAAACCGUCGCCAAAGCACCGGCGUCCGUCGCAGGUGCCCACCGUCGCAGAGCCGUCGGUCGAGAAGCCAGCACCGGGCGAGCCUCUGCCGCUCUUUCACUUGCCACAGAUCGAAACGGGGCGGAUCGAAGUCGGCGUCAAGGUCGUGUACCCAGGAAAGAAAGUCAAGCACGGCAGCAAGCGAAUACCGAGUCGCAACUCGCGCCUGAAAGCCCACAACUACAACACAACCACGGACGGUAGCGCGCCAACCCUGCAAGAAGAGCCUUCCACACCCACCGAGUCGACAUCGUUGCCACCCUUGCCGCUUUCUCCCCUCAAGCCAUUGAAACCACUCGGGUCUCCGUCGCCGCCCGUGACUCUCCCGAUCGCCUCCACGAGUCCCAUCAAAGUCAACCAAGUGAGGAAACAAGCGGGCGCGCGUGUUCGCGGGAAGCCUCCGGCGCGCACCCGCUUCAAUUUUUCCGAGGCCAUCGCCCGCACGCUGCAGCUCUCCGAGUCCGACCUCGAAGCAACUUAACGUUCUCGCAACGUGUAUUCCUUUCC
Saprolegnia diclina VS20 is the source of this 1685-nucleotide messenger RNA. RefSeq lists its product as hypothetical. NCBI's taxonomy places the organism in Eukaryota, Oomycota, Saprolegniomycetes, Saprolegniales, Saprolegniaceae. The transcript is spliced from 9 exons. The record is from RefSeq and is a predicted model, not a curated record. Bases 1 to 1659 code for a protein of 552 amino acids.